AUGAUGGGAUACGGGGGUCAACCCUUUCAUCCCCAGCAAUCGCAGCAGCAACAGCAACAGCAACAACAACAGCCACAUCAGCCUCAGCAGGCCCACCAAUCGUCCCAAGCGCAGCAUCCGCUGGGUCCCCAGCGUCCGCAGCAUGGCCCAUCUCCAUCGCUAGGCACGACGCCAAAUCUGUCGCAGCAUGGCAGCCCUUAUACUGGGAACAAACCCUUGUUCCGGGGGCAGCCGCAGCAGAACUUUACUGCCGCACAAUCGCCGGAUAUGCGCAAGAUGGCCCCGACGUCGGGCCCACUCGCGGGGUAUCCGCCCACGACCAGCUUCACGCAAUUCCCGGGGCAUUUUACCCCGCAUGGUUCGCCGGAUAUGAUGGGUCGAAGCCAAGAUCCGAUGGCCUUGCAAAACCUGCAGAACAUGCAGCGCGGGUAUAGUCUGGCACAUCUUCGCCAGCCGCCAGGAAUGAGCCCUUCAGCCAUGCCACAUGGUCAAGGCAUGAAUGUCUCAUCUCCGCAGCAGCCAUUGAAUCGGCUACCUCAUUCAGGUGUGCAGCAGCGAGAGAGCCAUUCAUCCGCGAGUCCCUCGAUGGCAAGCCCUUCUAUGUUUGCUGUCAACCAACAACGACAAUCACAUUCGCAACCGCAAUCUCCGCAGCAGACCCAACAGCAUUUACAGCAGAGGCAGCAACAAUAUCAGCAGCAGCAGAAGCAAAUGCAUCAGCAACAACAACAAAUGUUGGAGCAGCAGCAGGCUCAGCAGCGACUCGAGCAACAGCAACGCCUUGAACAUCAACAGCGGAUUGAACAGCAACAGCAACGAAUUGAGCAACAACAACGCGCUGAGAAGGCUCGUGCUGAGCAACAGCGCCUGGAACAGCAACGUGCUGAGCAGAAACGCCUAGAACAACAACGAGUUGAACAGCAGCAGCAAAUGAUAGAGCAGCAGCGAUUGGAGCAACAACGGCUGGAACAACAACGGUUGGAGCAGCAGCGGUUAGAGCAGCAACGAUUGGAACAGCAACGGCUAGAACAGCAGCGUCUAGAACAGCAACGGUUGGAACAGCAGCGACAGGAGCAAGAGCGUUUGGAGCAGCAAAAGCAGCUGGAACAGAAGAAGCUGGAGCAGCAGCGUCUUGAACAAAAACGUGCGGAACAGCAACGCCUGGAACAGCAGCGUUUGGAACAGCAAAAGCAACAUCUGGAGCAACAGAGGCUUCAGAAACUGCAACAACAGCAAGCUCAACAUUCAUUCCACCAGACUUCGUUUCAGCACCACCCGCAGACCCAAUUCAAUCACUACCAGCCAGCUCAGACCCAAAAUCACUUCCAGCAGCACCAGCAACAGCAGCCACAGCAACAACCUCAGUUCACUCAGCCUCCCCAACAGCCUCGCCAACAUCAGUUUACCCCAACGCAAUUUCACCAUUACCAGCCACCUUCCCAGUCAUCGCAGCCACCGGCGGAGCAGCCUACAAUAAGGCCUUUCAUGCCACCGCCCAGCCAACCUCCACCCAAUCAACCACCUGUUGCGAAUUCCAAUGUCCAUUCGGAUGCGAAGGUCAAGGUCGAGCCAAGAAGCCCUGCUCCAAAGAAGAAGUCAAAACCGCGCGCGUCUGGAGUAAGCAAAGCCCAAGCCGCAUAUCAGCAUUCCUUCCAAGCAGUGCCUCCUGUCCCUGCACCUGCUCCGGCAUCCACUCCUGCCCCUGCUUCAUCUCUGCCGGCGCCGAUUCCUCCGGCCAAUGCAACCCCGACAAAACAGCCAAAUGGUCACCACCAGUUCUCUGCGGUUUCGAGUACGAACUCCGGAACAACAGAGACUCCAACGCCUCGCCGCAAACGAGGGCGUCCGCGCAAGGAAGAAGUUGCUGCUAGAGCCGCCGCCGCCGCCGCGCAUGCCGCCGCCACUGGCCAGCCUAUCCCAACAUCACAUCCCGGCCAAGUCUCAUUCGGGCCGAAUAUGACACCCAGUGCGCCAAUUCCCGGCACAAGUACCGCCCAAACUCCCAUCAUCGGUCCGGACGGAACUCCUUUGCCUUUGAAGCGGAAGCGUGGGCGGCCUCGCAAGGCUGAUCAGAUUGCUUGGGCUCAGGCUACAGGUCAACCGUUGCCACCACCGAAGCCAAAGAAGCCAGCUGUUCGCAAGCCUGGUACAGGUCGGCCUCGGGGAAGACCUCGGAAAGCCGAUGUGGCUGCUGCUGCUGCCGCGGCUGCGGCUGCAGGCAACACGGAUCAGCAACCUGGGUCUACGAUAUCACAGCCGACUCAAAAUCCAGAUGCAAAUGCGGCCCCGAAGCGCCCAGCGCCAGCAGAGGAUGAAUCACGGAAACGUCCUUGCCCGACUCCGUCAUAUCCCCAAACAGGCCAACAGCAUAUGUCAAUGAUGCAAGGUCAGCAAACGAUGCAAGUUCAGCCGCAGCAACCGCAGCAACCGCAGCAGCACCAACAGCUUCAACAACAACAACAUCAACAGCAGCGCCAAUCAAAUCCUCCACAAGGCCGCCAAUCAAUAACCCCUCAAAGCCAGCCGCAUAUGCAUCCAGGUCUAUCGUCGCACUCGAGUUUGUCAUUCAUCUCCCCACAAGCUCCGAACAUGUCGCUCCCGCAGCAAGGACAAUAUCUGCCACCGCAACCGGGCCAAGAACGCCUGGCCCCGAGUCCACACAUGCAGCAGCAACAACAAGCUCAGCACCGACAAUCGCAUCAGCAGGGACUGCCGCAACCAGGCCAGCCUCUCAUGCCACAAACGCAAAUGCACCAACCGCCUGCUCAGCGACCUACACCCUCUCAGCAAUACAUGCAAAUGCCACCAAUGCACAGCCUGCAACAACAACAACAACAACAACAACAACCCUUCCGCACACACACACCCGCCCAGCAACCUCAAAAACCACCACAAAACCGGCCCCAAGGGCCGCCGCAACCGCAGUCACACCCCCAGGCCCUAUCUCAAUCCCCGGCCCCACCGCGCCCUGCACCCCAAUACCAACACCAACACACCUUCCAGGUCCAGCUCCAACCCCAGCCGACCUAG
Molecule: messenger RNA, 3030 nt
Organism: Penicillium argentinense
Lineage: Eukaryota; Fungi; Ascomycota; Eurotiomycetes; Eurotiales; Aspergillaceae
Exons: 1
Coding region: 1-3030 (1009 amino acids)
Molecular function (GO): DNA binding
Source: RefSeq, a predicted model, not a curated record